CCAAUGUAACGUUCGUUUCGACGAGACCCCCCUACACCUAUCUCUCUCUCUCUCUCUCUCUCCGAAGAAUAUUAUACUACAUAAAUCUGAUAUAUCUAUCUACCUAAACACAUCAGAUUCGAAAAUGCACAACACAUACCUGAGCUCAAUCUCUCUCUCUCUCUUCGAAUCGCCGGACUGAACCAAUCUCCGUAUCUCUCUACUACUCUUUCAGCUCUUAGUCAUUUCUCUCCUAUGGCGCUUGAUUCGUGCCAGGAGGUGAGACUUUUCGCUUCUCUCUAAUGUCCCUGCCAAUUACGCUGUUGGGCCAAGAUGCCUAUAGCAUUUUAGUGUUACCUGAUGAAGGCACCACUAAUUUGCAAUGUGAAUCACAAUUACUUUUCUUGGGCCACUCAGAAGUCCCCAACUCAACUGAUAGCCAGAUGUGCUUGGAUGCUGAAUUGAAUUGCCAAAACUACGUCAAUCUAGAUAUAGAAAAUGCAAAUGCUUACCCCCCAUGCCUUGUGGAUAUGGACAUUGAGAAGGGAAAUUCAGAGACAGCUAAAACCAAUGAUGAAGAUGUGGAAAAAUUGAAGAUUGAGGGUCCGUUAACUCAUUUGCAGAAGACAUUGCAGAGACAGAUUAGCUUACAAAUAGGAGAGAAGUUUGUGCAGCUUUUAAUGAAUGACAGCCUUGUGUCACCCAAAUUCCCUUCUAGAGAUAAAUCUACAGUUGAAAAGGUUCAUGAAACUCCCAAUAACAGAAUGAGGAAAUAUAAGCGCUCUGCUUCAUUCAAUUCAAGAAAAGUUGUUGUCCUGUUCUCUGUCUUGUCAAGUAUGGGAACAAUUAUUCUGAUAUAUUUGACACUCAGAGUGAGACAGAUUGGUGAUGGGUACAUUCACGGCGGAUAAGUUCUACAUUUACAUGCCCUCCCUCCGGUGCUUGAUCUUCCUUAGUGAAGGAGUCUCUCUAAUACUCUUGUUAGGGUUUUAUUCUAUGUUUAUUUUUAUUUUUGGGUUUAAUUUUAAAUUAUCCUUUUGUGCUUGUUCUUCACUGUAAAUAAUUUGAACUUAUUACAUCCAUAAUUUGAGCUGAUGCUCCCCCUUGGAUUAUGUUAAGUCAUGCUUGUUCAAAUGAAAUAAUGCCAAUUUUGAGGUAA
This is a messenger RNA of Camellia sinensis, 1138 nucleotides long. NCBI's taxonomy places the organism in Eukaryota, Viridiplantae, Streptophyta, Magnoliopsida, Ericales, Theaceae. The record is from RefSeq and is a predicted model, not a curated record.